This is a messenger RNA of Rhododendron vialii, 600 nucleotides long. Its product is annotated as pterocarpan synthase 1-like. The record is from RefSeq and is a predicted model, not a curated record. Bases 1 to 600 code for a protein of 199 amino acids. Lineage: Eukaryota; Viridiplantae; Streptophyta; Magnoliopsida; Ericales; Ericaceae. The transcript has a single exon.
AUGGCACCAAGAUCAAACACAUCACUCAAAAAAUUGUACUACUAUUUACUCUUCCUCUUAGCAAUUUUUGCACGCUCAUCAAAAGCCUAUGAUCGCCUUCAACUCAAAGAAACCAACUUGACAGUCUACUUUCACGAGCUCAACUCUGGCCCCAACGCCACGUCCGCCAUAGUCACCGGCAUCCCCAGCCGGGUGUGGUCCUCCUCCUCCUUCGGAACCAUUGUCGUCGCUGACGAUCUGAUUACUGCCAGCCCGGACAAGGACUCGCCGCAAAUCGCACAGGCCCAGGGCAUCUACACCACGGCCUCGCUCGAUGGUGGCACCGGCCACGUCGUGUUUUCCAUUGUGUUCACAAACCGGGAAUACAAUGGUAGCACAUUGGAAAUUAUGGGACGGGUCUUUAAUAGGGCCAGCGAUGAGACUGCCGUAGUUGGGGAAACUGGUAAAUUUAGGUUCGCUACGGGAUUCGCCAAGUUCGGGGAAACUGGUAAAUUUAGGUUCGCUACGGGAUUCACCAAGUUCGAGACCGUUUCCUUCGACGCAACGCUGUCGUCCGACGUGAAUCGGUGCAACAUUACCGUCGUGCACUAUGGAGGGUGA